AUGGAAUCAUAUACAUCAUCAGUUGAUUUAACUAAAUAUGAUCAACUUGAAAGAGAAGAUUUUGAUUCAGAUUCAGAUGAAAGCCAAUCCUCAGGAUAUGAUUCUUGUGACAGCAGCGAAUGUAGUUCAGUGAAGGUCAAGGUCAAUGAAACAAAAUGUCGACAGCCAUCAUCAGAAACAAUGGUAUUUAAAAGUCAAGAAUCGUUAUGUGUCAGUUUAGACUAUAUAUUAUCCAUGCCAGAAUUAUGUGAUGUCGUAUUUCUUGUUGGUCAAAAUAAAACACCAGUUUAUGGGGUCAAGGCCAUUUUAGCCACAAGAAGUCGAGUUUUCUACCAAAUGAUUUUACAGAAACAGAAGCAGGUCAAGGCCAGUAAGAAGGUCAAAGAUGAUAAGUUCAAGGGUCAACUGGUGUUAGAGGUUAUGAACUAUGAUGAAGAUGUGUUUAGAAGAUUGAUCAGUUUUAUUCACUGUGGUAAAGUGAAAGUAGAUGUGCUAUCAGUUAUAGGAUUAUUUUGUGCUGCUGUAGAAUAUGAUAUGAAGGAUUUAAAGAAGGCAUGUUGGGAUUAUUUUCUGAGGUGUCUGAAUAACCAUAAAGAGGUUUUGUUGGAAACCGUUAAGAAUUUCAACAGUCAUAGAGGAAUUAAACAUAUAUUAGACAAGAUAUACAAUUGUGUUACCGUGUAA
Messenger RNA from Lottia gigantea (owl limpet), 684 nucleotides. RefSeq lists its product as hypothetical. Lineage: Eukaryota; Metazoa; Mollusca; Gastropoda; Lottiidae. The coding region runs from base 1 to 684 and encodes 227 amino acids. The record is from RefSeq and is a predicted model, not a curated record. The transcript is spliced from 4 exons. Gene Ontology annotation, molecular function: protein binding.